AAUUUGUGGAAGGUUUCAGCUGACGAUAUUUCACGUGCUUGCUUGCUGAAUUCCUGUCCUGGGAGAUUCAGGGGCAUUUUUAGGCGAAACCAGCAAGAAUCGUCGCGUUUAUACGCAAGGUUCAGGCGCCAGAAACCCAAACCUCAGAGAGGUGCAAGGUUGAGCUAGAGCUGGAAUUAAUGAGUCUACUCGUUCAGCAGCCAUCACCUCUAACCGGGAUAACAAUGACGCCUGUUCAACAGAUGGACCAGAGGCCCGAUCUCCAAGCUGUGAACAUUUCAUGUCAAUCCCCUUCUCGACCUAAAUCCCUACCAGUGUUAGUCUCCAGUGACGUCCCUGCAACUUCGAAGGAGAACAUUUCCAGCUCAGCACUUACCUGCAGCGCUGAAAGCAAGCCGAUGCCGGAGCUGAAACCAGUGCUUGAUUCCCAGCUGCAAAAUUCCCCGCAACUGAUGGCGUGUCAACCGCACAGUCAGCAAGCUGAUGGCUCUCUGAACAUCCAUUUGCAAUCCGCUCCCACCUCUACCCUGAACCAGUCACAGACAACGCCGAAGCCUAUCGAUUCUCCAUUCUCUCCAGACUAUUCCCCGUCUUCAACUCCCAGGACGCCGGGAACCUCCAGCUCGUUCCGAUGCUCGCCUGUGCGAAAGCUUCCCGCGCUUUCACCCAUCGCGGAAGUCCGCUCUCCACACAUGAUGGGGGUUCCGGUUUCACCUCAGGCGCUCGCGACCCCCGUGUUCUCGUCGAUCCCGCCGCUGACAAACAUUAGCCCUGAUAGUCAAGCUGUUUCAUCAGACCCCGCCUCGUCUGCAGAUCCUAACGCAGGCCCUUUCACAAUAAGCCAGUGGCAACAACUGGAGAAGCAAGCUCUGAUCUUCAAGUAUCUCGUAUCUGGUGUUUCGCCUCCACAAGAUAUCGUCUCGUCUCUUUAUUCAACCCCGGAUACUACUAAAGGUCCUCGGGAAAGCGAGCGAGGCGAGUGGAUGCACCCGAUGAGGCUUGACUUGGAGCCUGACAGAUGCCGCCGUACAGAUGGGAAGAAAUGGCGAUGUUCUCGAGAGGCUGUCAAGGAUCAGAAGUAUUGUGACAGGCACAUGCAUAGAGGAAGAAAUCGAUCGCGGAAGACCAAUGAAAACUGCACUGCAGGCUCCACUGCUUCCAUUGCUGCUGCGUCGUCAGAUGGGUUGGCGUCAGAAGCAGCAGGCGGAAACAACGCUGUGACAAGCCGCAUUGCCGAGAGUGUCAACAUGCGAACGAUGCAAAACGAUGACCAUGCAGUCCUCUCUAUCUCGGGGCGCAAGCAUGACUCGAGAUGCGAAUCAAGCGCGCCAGGAGGAGAAAGUUCUGCUCCACCUCCGCUGACGUUACCUCCCCCAGUUCAUCCAAUGGGCGCAGCACAAGUGGAGCCAUCAGGACUCAACUCGGGAGCCACCGCAACACCAACAUGGCAGACGGCUACAUCAACCUUCCAGUCGCAAGCAGUACAGCAGCAGCAGCAGCAAGAGCAGCACACGAUGCAAUACCCACCUCAAGAGCAGCAGCCUGUGCCUCAGUCUGGAAGGUUGAAUCAAAGCAUCAGCUGCAGCACUCCCAGUCGUGUUCAGCAGUAUCAGCUCAGUGCCAACCUCGGUCCUCGCUUCACCUCCUCUUUCCAGCCUGGGCAGCCGCUGCAACAUGAAAAUACCACGACUGGGACUCCACCCGCAUCCAGAUCCCUAGGUGUCAGCUCAAGCAUCGUGGGUCUGAACAGCGGACCUACGCCGUCUGGUAACCACGGGACAGCAGGCGGGCAGCUCCAGCCAGGACACUAUCAGAUUCAGCAUACCCCAAGGGCCGCUAUCUGGGAGAAGGAUGGAGAUGAUGACACCUCUGGAAGCUGUUCAAGAGUUCCACUUCUUCGUCUGCCAAGCAUGUUGCAGAGAUCGGCAUCAUUGCAACUUGCUUCAUCCUAUUCAGACAAGCCAUACGCGGGGCAGCAUCUGAGCUAUGCUGCAACUCCUACGACAACGAACUCUUCAAGUCAUCCUGCUUCAACUCCUGUGGCGGGUAGCUCUUCCAGUCGUCCUGCCUUUCUCACGAGAUGCAGCUCGGUCCCUGAGCCUCGUUAUGCCCGUGCUGGAGGGAUGAUGCGGAGCCACUCCAUAUCUGAGGCUCCGUGUAAGGUGGCCCUUUCAACCAACCCCUCGUACCAGAGCCCUGCUAGCCUCUCACAAUGCCAGCAAAUGUAUCAGCAGCAGGCCCAGUCCCAGACUCCUCGCAUGCAAACUCCCGUGCAAUACCAGUCACAGCAGCAGCAGCAGCAGCAGCAGCAGCAGCAGCAACAGCAAUUCCAGCAGCAUCAAGGACAGCAACACCAACAGCAGCAUCAGACACAGCCCUCCCAGCAGCAGCAGCAGCAGCAACAACAGCAGCUGCAUCAGCAUAAUCAGUACCAACAACACUAUCGACAGAAUCCGUACCAGCAGGAGUACCAACAAAAUCAGUACCAACAGCAGAGUCAGCAAGACCUGUACCAGCCGGAGCAGCAGCAGCUCCAGCACCAAAACCAGCACCAGCCAUUAUCUAACCAGCAGUGUCAGCAGAACCAUAAGUAUCACAACCUCCAGCCGCAGCAGCAGCAGCAGCAGCAGCAGCCAUCACAGCCACUGCUGCAGCAAUCACUGCCACCACAGGAGCAGGAGCAGCAGCAGCAGCAGCAGCAGCAGCAGCAGCAGCAGUCACAACCUCAAGUGCAGCAGCAGUACCAGCAACAUCACCAAAAUCCACUUCUGGAUGUUCCGUCAUAUCAGCAAGGCAACAACUACUAUGAACAGCAACCGGAGCAUCUGCAGAUGGAGUCAGUUGACAUCUUCUUGAAUGUUGACAGGUGACACUUGUGCUGAUUAACCCUUUGUUGUGCACAAAAGACGCUUACCACUAGCUAACAAAUGGCCAGUGUAAAGUGAUGUGUGUCAGUCAAUGGAAGGAAGGGGCUGAGGAUGCGUGUGAGGUCAAGCCAUAUCGACUCAACAUCCCUUCCUAAUCAAUCUUUGUCAUAGCUGUUGUUAAUCAGAUUAAAGAACGUGACGACGA
Closterium sp. NIES-67 is the source of this 3072-nucleotide messenger RNA. NCBI's taxonomy places the organism in Eukaryota, Viridiplantae, Streptophyta, Zygnematophyceae, Desmidiales, Closteriaceae. The record is from the annotation of a GenBank genome assembly.